This is a messenger RNA of Magnusiomyces paraingens, 3126 nucleotides long. RefSeq lists its product as uncharacterized. The record is from RefSeq and is a predicted model, not a curated record. The transcript has a single exon. Gene Ontology annotation, molecular function: DNA binding. Lineage: Eukaryota; Fungi; Ascomycota; Dipodascomycetes; Dipodascales; Dipodascaceae. Bases 1 to 3126 code for a protein of 1041 amino acids.
AUGAGUGAUCCAUGUCUAUCAAACUCAUCAGACCAGUCUUCGACUGCUCUUCCACACCCUUCCUCUGCUAUUUUCCAGCUGCCGCUCCCAUCGCAUCUUAACAAAUACUCAAACAACAACUCUAAUGGUACUACCACAACCACUCAACAAUUGCCACCACUACCCAAUUUCAAUACUGGCACUCAGAAUUCUUCAUCAACCUCUUCUAAUUCUCACUCACAUUAUCUUCCGCCACCGCAACUUGCUCAGAAUUACCCAAAGUACCCGGCAAUACCAUCAUCCGCUAUAUCGGAUAUUCCGACACCAUCGGGUAGCACACUUCCGCACAAUACUACAACGGCACCAACAGUAGCAACAAGACAGAAUUCCACGCUCCCCCUACCACAAAUCUCCUAUACAAAUAGUGCCCCCCCUACUUCCAACACAAGAGAUUCUGAAAUCGCAUAUUCGGCUCACCCGAAACCUUCUGAUGACCCACAAGUAGAUGAUACCACUGAGGACAAGGAACAACGUAUCACUAGUGCACUUGAAGAGUUUAAGAACGGUACAAAUAGUAUCAGAAACCUUUCAAACAAGUACAAUGUUCCCCGGUCUACGCUUCGUGAUCGUAUAAAACGUGCACACCUGGCGAACAAUAACAAGUCUGGUGAGGAACGACGUAUAAGCAUUCUCAAGUCCCGCUCUAAAAACAUCAUUGACCGCCAAACUCGAGACUUUAAGCAGCGCGAGCGUGAUGCAUUAAUUCAAGAAGCAUUGGAUUAUUAUCAUUCUUCAGAGCUGGAGGGCACUAAACAAGGUAUUCGCGCACUUUCUGCAAAAUUUGGCAUCCCCCGCUCAACUCUCCGAGGUCGUCUUCAGGGCUCAACAAGUAACCGCUCAGCAAACCGUGUUCAAAAGGGCCAAAAACUUUCAUUAGAAGAAGAGGACACUCUUGUUCAAUGGGUUAAAGCUCUUUGUCAUUCCGGUGAAGAGGUCACUGCUUCACGUAUACGCAACAUGGCUAACUUGCUUCAGCAAUACCGACCCUCCAGUGAUGAUAAUAUGUUUCUUACAGGUGACUCAGACCCCGAGUCUUUUGCCGAUGGGACUGGUCCAAAAGUUUACCGCAAGGCUGUCGACCCCCUCCUCGAGAAAAAACACCAAGUUUGCCUUGGCUGGGUAAGGGGAUUUCUUGGUCGUCACCCAGCGCUUAUUGACGCCAACGGUACCAUUCUCAAUGUUGACGAUGUCAAAAACUUUACAAAGGAUUCUUUCCGUGACUGGUUUCAACUUGUUUGCGAAAAAAUAACUCUCCGCCACAUCCCGCCAGAAAACAUCUUUAUUGCAGGUGCAUCUUCCUUUUUUGUUUCCAACUUGAUUGUUGAUAAUCAACGCCAAGUCACCCCAGCUGACUUAGCACCAUUAUACCUCCUCCCAUCUGCUCCGCAAUCCGAACCUUUCGCCUCUCUAGAGUGCUUUUCUUUCAAUUGCGAUAUUUUAAAUCCCUUCAUUGUACUUAAUGGCGACUCGGACUUAAAAAUCCCCGAUGACUUAGCCGCACAGUGGUCUUUUAAUUACUCAUCUUCCUUAUUCUUACCUUAUGAGGAGCGCAGACAACAACAAGACCACAAUAACAAUGACAUUCAACAUAUUCGAGUUGAAAAGGAGCUUCUCUACAAGUGGCUUACUCAAUGGUUUGAUGUUACUUCUAAAAAACAUGCAAAUCCUGAGUACCCUCGUGUACUCAUAUCUGACUCGGACUGGGCCGAUCUCGAUCCAAACUUUAACAAUUAUUGCAAAAACAACGGAAUUGACUUUUUAGGAAUCCCUGUCAACAAAUUCCACGAAUUGUUCCCCUUUACUGCCGGCAUCUUUGGCAAGGUCAAGAAGAACUUUUGCUCUAAAGUAGAGUCAAUGAUGAAAACAACAACAACUGGCGGUCAGGAAUCUGAUGAUGGCAAGCAGCUCAUUAUUGGCGACAAUCUAUUUUUAUGCUUUCAUGAUGCUCGAAAACAAGCCAUGUCAAAUUCGACAUUGUCAAAGGCACUUAAGCAGUCUGGCCUUUGGCCUCUUGAUUCUAAUCUUGUCAUUAAUAGAAUCUGGAACACGUCGGAAAUUAGUAGCAUCGGCACUACAACCGAUUCAAACAGUCUUCCCUAUGGGCCAGCUCUUUUAUCUGCUUUAGAAACCAGCUGCCCAAUAACAAAAUCUUCAUCGACUUCUACCAGAAAAGAAAGUUCAGAUGAAAGUCCCGACGCUUCUCCUCCUGGAGACACAUAUCUACAAUCAAUUUUAAAUGAUUAUAGGAAGUCACCCGAGCCUUCAUCCGUGCCCACAUCAUCAACACCUAACCAUCCUACCAGCUCUAUUUUUCGCAUCAUUAAUCCCUUAUCACCUGAGCCGGAAAAACAUAAGCUUGAUGAGCCACAAGAUAAUAACAAUGCUAAACGUUUCAAAACAAGUACACUUCAUAACUUGCUUUUAAGGGACGAUGCAAAUAUUUCUGAGCCUUCAACAGAUGUCCGUACCCAGCCCCUACAUACAGAAUUUUCCCGACAGGAUAUUUUACCAAUACCAAGUGCUCUCCAAAAUUCUUUGCCAUCCGAAUCUGAAAUGCGUUCCAAUAAUGGGGGGAUUCUGCAGUUACCUUCGCUUCCAGUAGCUCUUAACAAUGCACUACCAAAUGCAAACUCAAAUGUUGUAUCUGUGACACAGAAACAGUUAAUACUGGAUCCCAAUACGACCAACAACUCCCCACUUUCUUCAGUACCUUCCCAUACUCCACCACUCUCUGCGUCACCGAUGGGCCGCUGGCGGUCUCCUAACGAUGCUACCAGCAAAUCCACUAGCCAAACCAGUUCGCCUUUGGGAUAUGGGCCUCCUCCUCUUACCCAAAAUUUGUCGUUGUCAUCGUCUACCUUGAAUUUACCGCUACAGGCGAGCGGUGCUUAUACAAACGAGCACGAAUAUCCUUCUUUGAACCAAGCUAAACACGCAUCAACGGCCCAGCAACCAACACAAUACAUACCACCAGGUGGUCCCGCCACCCCAGCACUGGCACCAAAUCAUACCUCUCACCAGGCACUUCCGUCGCUGUUUGAUUUGAAUCUAAUUCCGCAAACUUUUUCAAAAACAUAUCAGCACUAG